AUGCAAUACAAACACAAACCAAACAGAAUAACGAUCAACAAGUUGAUCAAAAUAGUAAUGGUAAAAACAAAACAGAUUCCCAUCAAUAGUCAAUCAUCAAAGUCAACAUCAACAUUGAAUUCAGAUGCAAUACAGAAAUCAUUAUUUGAUUAUGUUGCACAAUCAUUUAAUCAACAAUAUCCAUCGAUUGAUGAUCGUAAAUCUUAUUAUCAUAAUCAACCACAACAACUACAACAACAACAACAACAGCCGAAUAAAAUAUCAUCAUCUAGCCCAACGAAUGAAUUGAAAAGACAAUUAUUGAUACAUAAAAUGGGUGCCAAAAUUUCUAGCAACAACAACAACAUGGAUAAGAAUCAGAAUCAAAUGAUGAUGAUUGAUGAUAGAUUAAUUCCAGAUUCAUCAUCACAACAAACAAUGAUGAUGAUGAUGACGGCGCCGGCGGCGGCGGUGGUAAAAUCUCCAGAAUUAAUCAUAAAGAAGAUGAAAUCUACGAAUAAACGACAACGACAACAACAACAACAACAACAGAUGGCAUUACCAUUGAUAACAAUUGAUUCAAAUACGAAAAAAAUUCGACGUCGUCGUUUAAUGGCUAAUGUUAAAUCGUUGAUAAAAGUGAUUAAUCGAUUUAAAUCAUCAUCAUCAAAAUAGUGACAACAAACAACAAACUGAUGAUGAUACAGACACUUUUUUUUGAUCAUUU
Molecule: messenger RNA, 706 nt
Organism: Dermatophagoides farinae (American house dust mite)
Lineage: Eukaryota; Metazoa; Arthropoda; Arachnida; Sarcoptiformes; Pyroglyphidae
Source: RefSeq, a predicted model, not a curated record